CCAAGGCAGAGAGAUCCCCCUUCUUCACCUCCCACGCCCCCCAGGGCGGGGCGGGAUGGAGGUUCCGGGGUGCUGCGCUGAGCUCCCUCUGCCCCCCGACCUGAAGGAUCUGGAGAGCAAAGUCGGGCAGAGACCCCCAGACGGGCUGCUGCGCUGGCUGCGGGAAGACCCGGUGGCUCAUUUGCUCCGGAGCAGCCCGAGCCGGGGGCUGCGCCACGGCCUGGGGGAGAAGAUCAAAGCUCUGAAGGUGGAACUGGCCUAUCUAAGAGCAAUUGAUAUCAAGAUCCUACAGCAACUAGUUGCUGUGAAUGAGGGAAUAGAGGCAGUGAAGUGGCUGUUAGAUGAGAAAGGGAUGCUGACCAGCCGCUGCAGCAGCCUUACCAGCAGCCAAUACAGCCUGGCAGAGAGCCAAGAGACAUCUCGACGGGGAAGCUGGAACAGCCUUCAGGAUCCCAAUGACAAGUUGGACAGCAUCUCUAUUGGCAGCUAUUUGGACACACUGGCUGAUGAUAUGGAUGAGUAUGGACAAGGACCUUCCAUAGAACCCAUAAUGGCAUCCACCCCAGGAAGGCCACUGGCCAGAGCUGAAUUGGAACGAUCAAAGACUGACCUAGAAAGGGGCCUUCCUGCCAAAAAUGACAAAGACCAGGACAAGAGCAAAACAUAUCUUGAGAGGGUUCCUGGUUUGGUUAAAAGCCAAAGUUCCACUGAGCACAACAGAGCUUCCAGGCAGUCGCCACCAAUGGCCAAUGGGCUUUUGAGCAGACAAGUCCCAGGACUGGAGCAGAGCACUGAAACUAAAUUGACUUCAGCAGCUGCAGAGCAAUUGAGCGAAGGUAGUCCAGCAACAAAGGCCUUCAGGAAUAACAAAGUUGACUUUGAUAAUUACAAGUUCAAUAGCAGGAGUCACCUGGAGUAUGAUGCCCACUGGCAGUGGGUUCAGUCCCAAGAGGAUGUGACAUUCUUGUAGCUUCCAAGAGCUGCUGUCUAGGUCAAUGAUUAUGGGCUCAGGGCCACUAGUCUUUUGCACUUUGGGCUGAAGCUCGACUUUCCUUGCCAAAAUGGCUGCUUUUAUUUGACCAAGUGUGUGGAUGCAUUUGCUGGUGGACAGAACAUAUUUAUACCAGACAGGUUGCAUUGUUCCUCCUCGACAUUUAUAUCCAGGGAAAACACUCCUCUGAGGGAAGC
This is a messenger RNA of Elgaria multicarinata webbii, 1188 nucleotides long. It is a transcript of the gene LURAP1, whose product is annotated as leucine rich adaptor protein 1. The transcript is spliced from 2 exons. Gene Ontology annotation, biological process: positive regulation of cytokine production; positive regulation of canonical NF-kappaB signal transduction. Lineage: Eukaryota; Metazoa; Chordata; Lepidosauria; Squamata; Anguidae. The record is from RefSeq and is a predicted model, not a curated record. The coding region runs from base 56 to 970 and encodes 304 amino acids.